AUAAGAGGUGGGGGGUGGGAGAAGUUCCCGGUGCGGCCGAUUCAAAAUACCCUCGGGGCUCAACUUGACAGUAGAGCAGAAAAGAAAGAAAAAAAAGGAGAAAAAAUAUUGUCGAUUCAAUCUUUGCUGCGUCGUUGCAUAUCAAUUAAAACUUUUCAAGAGCAUUUCCAGUUCUAUCGUAACUCACCGUCGAUCGUUGCACACACACACACACACAUCCUGGUUUUUUAGGUUGCGUGGCUCAACAAGUGUGUGUGAGGACUUUUCGUAUAGCCCACCCGUUUCGUCAUUUUUUGUAUUGGGAAGGAGGUGAUCGCAUGUUUUUCUUUUUUACUCUCGUAAGGCAGGAAACGAGGAAAGAGAGAGUUUAUGGUGCGGGAAAACGUGCUCUUUUGUCCCCCAUUGCCGACGUUUAUCUAUAACAUUCCUUUUUCACUCUAUUGAUCGUUAAUUUCGCUCCGUCUUAUUGUUGAUUGGAAGUUUGGUAAAGAUUCGAGAGAAAAGAGAGUUCUCUAUUGCUUACAAAAGUUGGCCAAGGUUACACUACUUUCAUGCAUAAGGUCUCUAGUUGUUUUUUAAGGUGUUGAGAUUCGAUGCAGAUUUUCUGCCAUCACACCUGUCAGUAUGGGGUGGAUGAACCACUUGGAUCGUCUAAUUAGGGGAAAGCAAGCUCCUUUGGUUAGAAACCGAACAAUCAAUGUUGGCAGCAAGUUUCACUCACCUUUAGAAAAUGCACUGAGUGGAACAAGUAGGGGAGAAGUAUUUGUGGAUAACAGGGUUGUGUCAGCAAAGUACACAGUAUGGAACUUUAUCCCCAAAAAUCUUUUUGAGCAAUUUAGGCGUAUUGCCAACUUUUACUUUCUCUGCAUUGCAAUAAUUCAAAUGUCCAUUGACAGUCCAGUAAACCCUGCAACGAGUUCACUGCCAUUGGUUUUUGUGAUAACAGUGACUGCAAUCAAGCAAGGGUACGAAGAUUGGCUAAGGCACAGGAAUGAUAGAGAAGUGAAUCUAAGAUUGGUAGAUGUUGUUCAACAAGGAUCAAUGCAGCAAGUACAAUCACAAAACAUUCACGUCGGAGAUAUCGUGCGAGUGAAACGUGACGAAAGUUUUCCCUGUGAUCUGGUGCUCAUUUCAACAUCAAAUAAUGAGGGCAAAUGCUAUAUUACCACUGCUAAUUUGGACGGUGAAACGAAUUUAAAGACACAUUACUGUCCAAAGGAAACAAGACAGCUGAAGACUACUGAACAGCUAUCUGCCUUUUCGGCGUGCAUCGAAUGUCAAAAUCCCACUCCUGAUCUUUACAAGUUUAUGGGAACUUUGAAAAUCUUUGGUGACGCUGAUAUCGAGAACCCGCAACUGUUGACGAAGGUAUCGCUUGGCUUGGAAAACACGCUCCUUCGUGGCGCCAGACUCAAAGACACUGAAUUCAUUUAUGGAUGCGCUGUUUACACUGGACAAGACACGAAAAUGGCACAGAAUUCCAAAUUGACCAGCAAUAAAUUUUCAACGGUUGAAAAGACAAUGAAUAUGUUCCUCUUGUUUUUUCUCUCGAUUCUCGUGGUAGAGAUUUCUGUCUGUACUGCCCUGAAGUACAAGAUGUGGUUCUCGCCUACUAUAGCUGAUGCGUGGUAUUUGAAUGCCAAUCAUUCAGCUCCAGUGAGGGAUGUGCUGCAGGACGUCUUCUCCUUUCUCGUCGUAUUUAACUACAUUAUUCCCAUUUCUCUCUAUGUCACCUUGGAAAUGCAAAAAUUUAUUGGAAGUCUGUUCUUCGCUUGGGACGAAGAAUUGCGUUGUCCAAUUACCGGUGAGAUUCCAAUUUGUAAUUCGUCAGAUUUGAAUGAAGAGUUAGGACAAGUUCAAUACCUUUUUACCGAUAAGACCGGUACUUUAACCGAAAACAACAUGGAAUUCCGCCAAUGCUCCAUUGCUGGACUAAAGCACAUGGAAAAAGAAGGCGAUCUCUUUGCCGCUCUUGAUAACAGCGCAAGACAUUUCAAUCCUGUUCAUCACUUUACUGCUUAUCUUGAAGAAUUUUUCGUUGGUUUGGCGCUAUGCCAUACGGUGCAGGUAAGCAUCCCCACCAGUAGUAAACGUGAAGAAGUGGUUAGUUCUCAUCCGGGAUACGUCAACAACACCUUUCAUCCCGAUCACUUUGACUAUACUUAUCAAGCGUCUAGUCCAGAUGAAAAAGCUCUCGUCGAAGCUUGUCGGAGGUUGGGAAUUGUCUUUCAUGGGGAGGAAGAUGGUUUGAUUCGCCUUACUGUAUUUGGCCAAGAUCGGUAUUAUCGCCGGCUUCAGGUGCUCGAGUUUGACUCGAAUCGCAAGCGAAUGUCAACCAUUGUUCUGUUCCCAGAUGAUAGUAUCUGGCUUAUUUGCAAAGGUGCUGAAAGCACGAUAAUUCCCAAUUGUAUUGGUGGUCCAAUCAACCAAACUCUUGAACAUAUCAACGAUUACGCACUUUUGGGAUUGCGGACCUUGGCGAUAUCAGCCAGGCAACUUACUUCUGAACAAUAUGGGGGCAUGAUGGAAAAAUUAAACGAAGCUAGACAGAUGAUGGUUGACCGAGAAUUAUACGUUAGCCAGAUCUUUGAUGUUAUCGAGAGUGACAUGACUCUUCUAGGUGCUACCGGAGUUGAAGAUCAACUUCAGGACGGUGUAGCAGAAACGCUCGAGGCUCUCAGGGCCGCUGGGAUCAAGGUUUGGGUCUUGACUGGCGACAAGCUGGAAACGGCCAUUAAUAUCGCCUACUCGUGUGGGCAUUUUAAACGGGGAAUGCAGUUAUUGACACUUACUGCACAGACCUCACCCGCAGAAUGCCAAGAGACAUUGUGGAGAUUAAGGUACGUACUCGCAUUUCAUUGAACGUUUUUUCUUUGGAUCUUGUAACAUUUUAUUCUGUUUAAUAUUAGACGACGUAUUUGGGAUGAACCAAUUCAAAAUUUUGGCUUCGUCGUCGAUGGUGAAUCUCUUGCUCAUUCUCUCAGAGAGCAUAGACAACUUUUAUCUGAAGUUUGCAGCCAUUGUAAUACGGUUGUUUGUUGUCGAAUGUCUCCCAUCCAAAAAGCAGAAGUGGUGAAAGUUGUGAAAGGGUUCUCCUCCAAACCUAUUACAGCUGCUAUUGGUGAUGGAGCCAAUGACGUCUCAAUGAUCCAAGAGGCCCAUGUAGGAAUUGGUAUUAUGGGUAAAGAAGGGCGACAGGCUGUUCGGUGUUCAGAUUUCGCUUUUGCGAGAUUCCGUUUUCUGCGGCGAGUGCUACUUGUUCAUGGCCACUGGUAUUACUGGCGGGUCUCUACUCUUGUUCAGUACUUUUUCUACAAGAACAUUACCUUCAUUACUCCGGCGGUCUUUUUCGCCAUCUUCAGCGCUUAUUCCACGCAGCCGAUUUAUGAUACGUUUUUCCUGACGUUUUACAAUAUCUUUUUUACAUCGUGGCCUAUUUUGAUUUUUGGUCUCCUCGAGCAAAACUUUACCUCUCGUCAGUUGCUCGAAAAUCUCCAUCUCUACAGGGACAUUGCCAACAACGCUCGUAUGAGUUGGUUUCAGUUUUUCAAGUGGACACUUUUAGGUCUCUGGCAUUCCGUGGUCAUCUUUUUCGGCUGUAUACUUCUUUGGGAAUCGGAUACGCCUUUCGAUUCGCGCGGUCUCACUAUGGACUUUUGGAGUUUUGGAACGCUAAUCUAUACUGGUGUCAUUGUCGUUGUGAGCUUGAAGUUGAUGCUUCAAUCUCGUCAUUGGACUGCCCCCUUUGUGAUCUCGAUCCUGCUCUCCGUUUUCGGAUUUAUGGGUCUCGCCUUUUUAUACUGUGGGAUCUCAGUCGACGCGCUGAAUAAUGGGCCGUUAAAAUGGGUUUACAUGAAUUUGCUCUCUACUGGACCUGUGUGGCUGUUCAUCGUUUUUGGAGUAGUGGUUGCUCUCUUGCCUGAUACUCUCAUCGGUGUGUGGGAAGCUUACUCCGCUGGCGAAGGCGUCCUUGUCAAUCAGCGGUGUACCCCCGGUCAAGCACUUAGGCAACAGCUUGACCGAACCAUCUCGCUGCUCUCUCAGUCGCGAAGCGGCAAAUUACAAGUGACGCUGGAUCAAACUGCGGCCGACCAAAGUAUGCACCAAUCGGCGUCGUACGAACUGCGUAUUCAAAGGACUAGCGCUAGGAGAACGCCAGCAGGAUUGAACGGAGGUAUCGUCAGCGCAGAGUCGACCACAACCUAUCGACACUAACGUCCGUCACAGUGGUUUCGUGGGCUACUUCGUGGAGUCCAACUGGCGGUACUACACCCGCCCCUACAGAUGAUCGUCUUUCCCGGUCUUGUGUCAAUUCUCCUCCGUUAUUCACGACCAUUGACAUUCAAUCGCCGU
Daphnia pulicaria is the source of this 4353-nucleotide messenger RNA. RefSeq names its product phospholipid-transporting ATPase IF-like. Lineage: Eukaryota; Metazoa; Arthropoda; Branchiopoda; Diplostraca; Daphniidae. Gene Ontology annotation, biological process: phospholipid translocation. Gene Ontology annotation, cellular component: endoplasmic reticulum; plasma membrane; trans-Golgi network. The record is from RefSeq and is a predicted model, not a curated record. The transcript has 23 exons. Gene Ontology annotation, molecular function: ATP binding; ATP hydrolysis activity; magnesium ion binding.